Messenger RNA from Daphnia carinata, 1091 nucleotides. RefSeq names its product ATPase ASNA1 homolog. Gene Ontology annotation, molecular function: ATP hydrolysis activity; ATP binding. The record is from RefSeq and is a predicted model, not a curated record. Gene Ontology annotation, biological process: post-translational protein targeting to endoplasmic reticulum membrane. Gene Ontology annotation, cellular component: GET complex. The transcript has 7 exons. Lineage: Eukaryota; Metazoa; Arthropoda; Branchiopoda; Diplostraca; Daphniidae. Bases 59 to 1072 code for a protein of 337 amino acids.
UGCUAAUAAUUUUUACUUCUGCCAUUCUAACUGACAACUAGCAGCAUUAUUUGCAACAAUGGCUUCCAAUGUUGAAGAAUUUGUUCAACUUGAACCAACAGUUAAGAAUGUAGUAGAACAAACCAGUUUACGAUGGAUCUUUGUCGGUGGUAAAGGUGGAGUAGGUAAAACAACCUGCAGUUGCAGUCUUUCUGUACAGCUUGCUCGUGUGCGGGAAACUGUGCUUAUUAUCUCCACCGAUCCAGCACAUAACAUUUCAGAUGCCUUUGAUCAGAAAUUUAGCAAAGUUCCAAGUAAAGUUAAAGGCUUUGAGAAUUUAUUUGCCAUGGAAAUUGAUCCAAAUGUGGGAUUCAAUGAAUUGCCAGAUGAUUAUUUUGAAGGGGAGAGCAAUUUCUGGAGAGCUAAUCGUGGACUGAUGCAGGAAAUAUUUGGAGCUUUUCCUGGCAUUGAUGAAGCAAUGAGUUAUGUUGAAGUAAUGAAGCUAGUGCAAGGAAUGAAUUUUUCAGUAGUUGUUUUUGAUACAGCACCAACUGGACAUACUUUACGCCUACUUGCAUUUCCUUCUGUUGUGGAAAAAGGAUUGAGCAAAUUGUUGCGCCUUAAAUCCCAGAUAGGCCCAUUCAUUAAUCAGAUAUCAGGCCUUAUUGGAAUGAACAGUAUAAAUACAGACAUCUUUUCUAACCGUUUGGAGGAGAUGCUCCCUAUCAUCCAGCAAAUUAAUGAACAGUUUAAAGAUCCAAAUCGAACUACCUUCGUCUGCGUCUGUAUCGCAGAGUUCCUAUCACUGUAUGAAACAGAACGGCUAGUUCAGGAACUUUCCAAGUCCAAUAUUGAUACACACAACAUUAUUGUUAAUCAACUUUUGCUCGAUGCUCCUAAAACAACAACUGGAGAAACAUGUGGACUAUGUGGUGCUCGCAAGAAACUUCAAGCUAAAUAUCUCGAUCAGAUCGCCGAUUUGUACGAAGACUUCCACGUUACACGUUUGCCCUUGCUAGACCGAGAAGUCCGUGGUGUUGAGCAAGUCAAGAACUUUUCAGAAAAUCUGCUGAAGCCUUAUUCACCGAAAUAAAGAUGUUUUUAUUUGUUCA